This is a messenger RNA of Saccharomyces eubayanus, 453 nucleotides long. RefSeq lists its product as uncharacterized. Gene Ontology annotation, molecular function: DNA binding. NCBI's taxonomy places the organism in Eukaryota, Fungi, Ascomycota, Saccharomycetes, Saccharomycetales, Saccharomycetaceae. The transcript has a single exon. The record is from RefSeq and is a predicted model, not a curated record. Bases 1 to 453 code for a protein of 150 amino acids. Gene Ontology annotation, biological process: rRNA processing; negative regulation of transcription by RNA polymerase II. Gene Ontology annotation, cellular component: nucleolus.
AUGGUUACGUUUAAUUGCGAGGUGUGCAACGACACUGUUCCAAAGAAGAAUACGGAAAAGCACUAUUACAGGUGCCCACAGGCGUAUUACACGUGCAUAGAUUGCUCCAAGACAUUCGAUGACGGCGUAAGCUACAAGAACCAUACGUCUUGCAUCAGCGAGGACGAGAAGUACCAGAAGGCGCUGUACAAGGGCAAGAAGAAGCCGAAGCAGCCGGCGGCUGCUUCGGCGGCUCCUGCCAAGAAGGUCGAGACCCCUGUUGCCAAGAAGGCCGAGAAGCCUGCCGCCAAUAAGGUCGAGAAGCCCAAGAAGGCCUCAAACGGCAUCGAGCUCAACAAGGGUGAGUCGUUGUACAAGAUUCUGAAGACCGUCAAGGACAAGGAUGCAAAGAAGGCGUUUUUGAAAAGCCUGGUUGUGGGCUCGAACGGCGAGAUCAAAUAUGCAAAGGAAUAG